Aspergillus puulaauensis is the source of this 330-nucleotide messenger RNA. It is a transcript of the gene URM1, whose product is annotated as ubiquitin-related modifier 1. Gene Ontology annotation, biological process: tRNA thio-modification; protein urmylation. The coding region runs from base 1 to 330 and encodes 109 amino acids. Gene Ontology annotation, cellular component: cytoplasm; nucleus. Gene Ontology annotation, molecular function: protein tag activity. The transcript is spliced from 3 exons. Lineage: Eukaryota; Fungi; Ascomycota; Eurotiomycetes; Eurotiales; Aspergillaceae. The record is from RefSeq and is a predicted model, not a curated record.
AUGGCACAAAACAACCCCAACUGGAUAGCAUUUACAGUAGAAUUCACUGGUGGCCUGGAAAUUUUAUUUGACAAUGAGCGCAAACAUAAUGUGACCUUGCCAGCUCAAUUAAGUGAUGGCAACCCACCAAACAUAUCCUUUCUCCUCCAGUACUUGGUCGAUAACUUGAUGAAGGACCAAAGAAAGGAACUUUUUGUACUAGAGGAUAACGUACGGCCGGGGAUCCUUGUGCUUAUCAACGAUGCCGAUUGGGAGCUAGAGGGCGAGGAGAAAUACGAGAUUCAACAAGGAGAUACCAUUGUAUUCGUUUCUACGCUACAUGGAGGAUAA